Ipomoea nil (Japanese morning glory) is the source of this 1281-nucleotide messenger RNA. RefSeq names its product protein FAR1-RELATED SEQUENCE 5-like. The record is from RefSeq and is a predicted model, not a curated record. The coding region runs from base 1 to 1281 and encodes 426 amino acids. The transcript has 2 exons. Gene Ontology annotation, biological process: regulation of DNA-templated transcription. NCBI's taxonomy places the organism in Eukaryota, Viridiplantae, Streptophyta, Magnoliopsida, Solanales, Convolvulaceae.
AUGGCCGAAGAUGGUGCUAAAUUCUGGACACCGGCAACCGAUAAUGAAAAAACACCAUACGAAGGACAGCGAUUCGAAACAGUAGAGGCCGUGAUUGAUUUCUACAUUCAAUACGCGAAGGAGGUCGGAUUUGAUGCAAGGCACGGCACAAAACGCAAAAACCGAGCAGGACAAGUGGUAAUUAAAUACAUCAUGUGCUCACGGGAGGGAUACAAAGCUGAAACGAAAGAAACCCCCAAUAACCCCAACAAACGAAAGAGGCGGAGGAGAGUGUCGAACAGGGUAGGCUGUAAGGCACGUAUGGGAAUGUCAAAUUGUAAAAGUGGAGGAUACAAAGUCCAUGCAAUCGAGCUACGACAUACACACUGUCUAUGCUCGAAAGAGGGGAGAACAUUUUUAAAAAUAAAUAGGCAACUCGACAUCGGACACAAGACGUUUUUGGCAAACUGUGCAAAGGCAAACAUCGGCCCCACCAAAGCGUUCAGACUGUUCAAAGAGAUGGUAGGAAGUUUUACAGAAGUUGGGGCAACAUGCAUCGACUUCUGCAAUUUCAGAAGGGACCUAUUGGCUUAUAUAGCAGAGGCGGACGCCCAAAUGGUGAUUGAAGAACUGUUCAAAAGAAAAGAGGACAACCCACACUUUUAUUUCGAUUUUGACAUAGAUGAAGAAGCACAAUUAACUAGGUUAUUUUGGGCAGACGCAGAAUCCCAUAGGAAUUUUGCAUGCUUUGGCGAUGCCAUGUCAUUCAACGCUACGUACAGCACAAACAGGUACAAGCUAGUGUUCGUCCCUUUCACCGGGGUGGACAACCAUAAGCGAUGCAUUACAUUCGGGGGAGGCCUAAUUGCAAAAGAGGACGUAGAGUCGUACGAGUGGCUACUAACAAAGUUCAAAGCUGCAAUGGAAUACACACCAAGGUGCACCAUUACUGACCAAGACCCAACACUGAAGGUAGUUAUCCCACAAACUAUGCCAACAACAAGACACCGAUUUUGCAUGUGGCACAUCAUGACAAAAGUUGGAGAAAAGGUAGGGGUGGCAUUGUGGCAUAACGAGGACUUCAAGAAGGACCUAAAUAGUACCAUAUGGGAUGACACAUUAACCAUAGACGAAUUCAAGAGCAAAUGGAAAACAGUAAUGAAAGCGUACAAUCUAGAGGAACAUAGGUGGUUCACACUUCACACAGCUAUACGAGGCACGUGCAUCAUGGAUACCCGCGUACUUCCACAACAUAUCCAUGGGAGGAUUGCUAAGGAUAACAUCUAUAUCAGAAUCGACUAA